This is a messenger RNA of Suricata suricatta (meerkat), 2070 nucleotides long. RefSeq names its product receptor transporter protein 5 (putative) (gene RTP5). Bases 1 to 1770 code for a protein of 589 amino acids. Lineage: Eukaryota; Metazoa; Chordata; Mammalia; Carnivora; Herpestidae. Gene Ontology annotation, biological process: detection of chemical stimulus involved in sensory perception of bitter taste; protein insertion into membrane; protein targeting to membrane. The record is from RefSeq and is a predicted model, not a curated record. The transcript is spliced from 2 exons. Gene Ontology annotation, molecular function: olfactory receptor binding.
AUGGAGACUGCUGGCUGUCAGGACAGCGAUUGGCUGCUGAGGGUGCUGGAUGUGGGCUCCCAGCGCUUCCGAGAGAGAGAGAGCGCGCUCCAGCCAGCGCAGCCAGCAGACUGCACUGCGGAGCCCGGCGCCAGCAUGGACGGGGUGGACGUGUGGGCCAGCACCCUGGCCCAGCUGAUGGCCAAGAGGAAACCCCAGGACACUUGGGAGCUGCUGCCUGAGGAGAACCUGGCAUCCGGGCACAUGGAGAGCGGCGGUUUUCAGUACCGGCUAAGGGGGCUUUCAAGGCUCCAGUGCGGCCGCUGCCAGUGGGGUUGGUCCUCAGCUCACGUGCACAUCCUCUUCCACGUGUGGUUCGACGAGGCCAGCCGGCUGGGGCUGGUGAAGAUGCGCCUCUGGGGCCAGCGCUGCCGGCUGUGUCCGCCGGGCGACCAGGGGCCCUGCCAGGCCAGCCUCCUGAAUGUGCGGCUCUUCCUUAGCAAGCUGGUCCUGUUCAUCCUGCAGAAGUGCUACGGGGAGAGCCUCAGCGCGGAGCAGUGCCCCGAGGUCUGUUUCGGCGAGCGCUGCGAGGCCUGCGACUUGGGGGUCUGCUUCUUCCAGAAGCCCCCGGACCCGGCCUGGGGGCCCGAGGUCAAGAGCCCCAGCACCAUCAAGGGCAGGUACACCUUGUACGGGGGUGACGGCAUGGCCACCGCGGCCUCUGGCAGGCAGCUGCUCACCCUUGGCAGCGGGCCUGUGGUCGACCGCUCCCGGGGCUACACCCCCAACUCUAUCAGCAUCCCUCUCUCCGUGUCCGACUUCAUCAGGAACCCCAUUUCUGAAAGCAGCGACUUCUUCAAUCAAGACGACGACAUAGUCACCGUCCCUUUCUCCCUCGUGAAACUGGGAAGGGACAGGGGGCCCGGUGCUGAUGCCGAGGGUGGUGUCAGUCCCGGGGGGGGGGCCCGCCAAGCGGCGGACCCCCGUGAGCCCCUCUUCAUUGGCGAGGGCUCCAUCUACCUGCCCACCAAUCCCGGCGCCACGCCCAAGGGCAGAGCCCUCCUGGUGAGGAUCAGGCGUCCUGUCUUCCACGGCCGUGGCCUCCUCAUCAACAGCAUCAGGCCCUUCCAGCUCAAAGGCUUCAUCUUCAAGGGCCGGGGCUCCAUCUCCAGCCUCACCGAUCCUGACCAAGGUCAGGGCGCUGUCCCUGGCAGCAAUGGCUUCCGCACCACGAGGCGCAACUCGAUGCCAGUGUCCUAUCUCAUCGGGCUCACGGAUGACGGAGAGGGCUCUGUCACCUUCCCCUCGUCUCUGGCCAACAUCGUCAUAGAGGACGACUCUUUCCCCUUCGUUGAUGGCUCCGUCACCUUCCCCUUCAUCUUUACUGACGGAGGCAAGGGCAAGGAUGCUUCUGCCAGCGCCACCCAAGGCAAAGAGAAGGAGGAUGGGGGCCGUGGCCGGGAGCCCCACACCCGCAGGCCGGUCACCAUCAGCGAGGGCUCCGUCACCAUCCCCUUCUCCGUCUUCAACAUCAUAAAGCACAUGGGCCCCCACUCUAUUGCCGGCGGCUCCCCGAGGAGUGGCCUGGCCCCCCAAGGCCCUCAGCAGAAGGGUAGGCGGCCGUGGGCCAGGCUGGGCAGGCCUUGCUCCGAGCCCGGCUGGGAGGAGGACCCGUGCUGGGAGGACAGCUGCUGCAGGCCCCGCUUCGACCCCUACGAAGAGGUGUGGGUCUGGGUGUCCAUGACCGUCUGCAUCCUGUGGAUUAUGUACCUGUACAAGUUCAGCCCCUGAUGGCCAGGGUGAGGCUGACGCCCCCCGGCUCCCCCCGGGGCCCCUCCAGCAGGGCCGCCCAGGGUCCCCUGCCCCCGCCCGCACCCCUAGGUCCCCUGCUCUCCCCGAGCUGGGGCCUCUGAGGGCUGUCCGUGGCCUCCCCUCUUCCUCCCGCUUCUGUGUGUGUUCCGUCCUUGAUGUGAAUUGUGGCUUCGUGGAUGUCUGCACAGUGAUUGUCCACUGAGCUGCCCAUGUGUGCUCCGGGCGCUUGUCUGUGAGUGUUACAAUCCAACAAAAUAAAAGUUAAAAGGAAAAGCCGCA